This is a messenger RNA of Nasonia vitripennis (jewel wasp), 3244 nucleotides long. It is a transcript of the gene Dic1, whose product is annotated as mitochondrial dicarboxylate carrier. NCBI's taxonomy places the organism in Eukaryota, Metazoa, Arthropoda, Insecta, Hymenoptera, Pteromalidae. The record is from RefSeq and is a predicted model, not a curated record. The coding region runs from base 1511 to 2395 and encodes 294 amino acids. The transcript is spliced from 9 exons. Gene Ontology annotation, biological process: thiosulfate transport; oxaloacetate transport; phosphate ion transmembrane transport. Gene Ontology annotation, molecular function: succinate transmembrane transporter activity; oxaloacetate transmembrane transporter activity; antiporter activity.
UUUUGCAGUCCUUUUUACUUUUGCUCCUUUGCGUUCCUUUAAAACUUCUUUUUAAGAUUAAAUAUAUUAAUACAACAUAGUAAAUAAUAAUUUCUCAAUUCGCGAAAUAUAUAGUAUAUAGAUUAAAUUAAGCUUGUCUUAAUAUGUCAUAUGUAUAGGUAUACUGAUAUGUAGGUGGCGUUACAGGACGUGCCUUUUUAUCGAUUGUAAAUUUACAAACUAUUUUAUUGAUUUGCGUGAACCUAUGAAAAUGCAGCGUCAUUCCUUGAUAUACAAAUUUUCAUAAUAGAGAAACUACAUUAUAAGUUGGCAUUACCUCUACUGUAAAUAAGUUAAUAAGUAGUGCUUUACAGCUUUUUUAUUGGAACGAGAAAAAUGUUGGUAGACAUUCAAUAAUUUUUUCUUCUUUCGUCUUGUUGAAUGAAGAAAAUACGGAGCGUGCGAUAUCGAAGCUUUAGCAGAAGGUAUAUAAGAGAGAUAUACACGUGGGACUCAGCUGAUAUAUGAUACAUCGUGGCGACAGCAUUGGCGUCUGCUAGAUAUGCGAGUUGGUCUUAGCACACGAGCUUCUCGUAUUCAUGCGUGUGAUAUAAUCCGGCUGCUUAUCACUUGAACUAACUUGAUUAAAGCGAAUGUAGACAAUUGUACAGAUUGAGAGGUUUUCUAGCAGAACUUGUAAUCACAUACAUAUAGUAUACAUGUAUAUUUUUUUAAGAAUUGUCGAGCUACUUUUAUUAUAAUUAUAUAAUUCAGGAUAUUUUAUAUUUAAACGUUAAAUGACUUUUUAAAAGGAAAGUAAAUUAAGAGAUAGUAAUAAUUGUCGUAGUAUUAAAAAAUUAAACCAAUUAUAUGGCUUCGUCGAUAAUGAAGAUAACGUUUUCGUUUGCACAUCCCUUCCAAAACUCGCACGAAAACUCUGACGUCAAGCGAGGAAACCUGUUUGAAGUAACAAGUAAAUAUGUUGAAAUAAACUUCCGCUUACGCUAACACCUUAAGUCUCUAAUAAUUGUAAAAAGCGUCGUUAUAUAUUGAGGAGUUUUCUGAUAAAAUAAUAUAUAAGGCUGUGUUCUUCACAAGAAAAUUUCCAAUAUCAAUUCAAGUCUCAGGGAGUACAUAUAUGUGCGUGUGUGUAUAUAUAUCUAUAUAUAUACAUAUAUAUAUAUCAAUACAGUGACGAGCGUCACAACCACGCAAACGGCGAGCGCCAACACACUGACACUGACCAUCACAAGCGCGGCAUCUAGAGUGGUGUCAGUGGCAUCAGCAUCAGAAACUCGUCUCCAAACGAUAUCAGUCACUAGUCAGUCAGAGGCUAGGCGUUCACCGCGAAGGUUGUGUGUAGAGAGGCGCGUUCACAUUGCGCCUAUAAGCACUAAAAAAAGACUUCGACCUUCGACACCACCAAAGGUGCCUUCAGCCAGCCGAACAUGCUGACUCAACAAUUCUCGCUGACAUAAGUGUGAUUGUUUAUUCAAGAAAAAGUUUAUUAUAAUCAUCAAAAUUAUUCAAAAUGACGGAGCAAGAUAGAACUAAAAAAUUAUCAAGGUGGUAUUUUGGUGGAUUGGCUUCUGCAGGUGCUGCUUGUGUGACCCAUCCAUUGGAUUUACUUAAAGUUCAUUUGCAAACACAACAAGAGGGAAAAUUGUCUAUUGUUAAGUUAACUGUGAACAUUGUGAAGAAACAGGGAAUCACAGCACUUUAUAAUGGACUGACAGCUUCCUUACUACGUCAGCUGACAUAUUCUACUGUUAGAUUUGGUGUUUACGAACUAGGAAAACAGACAAUUGAGUCACCUGGUAAUCCAGCACCUUUUUACCAAAAAUUUUUGUUAGCUGGAAUUUCUGGCGCCGCUGGUGGUGUCGUCGGUACUCCUGGAGACUUGAUUAAUGUAAGGAUGCAAAAUGAUAUCAAGUUGCCAUUAGAAAAACGAAGAAAUUACACAUGGGCUGGAAAUGGUCUAUUACGCAUUUGCAAGGAAGACGGAAUUAGGACACUUUUUAAUGGCUGCUCUACAGCAACUGGUAGAGCAGUUCUUAUGACAAUGGGGCAAUUAAGUUUUUAUGAUCAAAUUAAAUUAAGUCUUCUGAAAACUGAUUACUUUGAUGAUAGUACGACUACACAUUUCUUGUCAAGUUUACUUGCGGGUGCGAUUGCCACAACUAUGACACAACCACUAGAUGUACUGAAAACCCGUGCCAUGAAUGCUAAACCUGGAGAAUAUAAGAAUAUGAUGCAGCUCAUUUUAUAUACAGCUAAAAUGGGACCUUUAGGAUUUUUCAAGGGAUAUGUUCCAGCAUUUGUUCGGCUUGCACCGCAAACAAUUUUAACGUUCCUGUUUCUCGAGAAUUUGCGCUUAAACUUUGGAUUUUAUCCACCACCGAAAGUAUCGCCAUAAAUAGCUUUGAGAUUCAAUACGUAGCACAAAUACUUCGCUCAAACUCCUAUAGUUAUAAGUGGCGACGAUGACAGCCUCACCUUAUGACUGAAUUGUGCUCUGAUUAUUGCCAUCAAACAUUUUUCUUUAUGCUUCUUAUGUAUAAGCUGUUUAUACAUUCUUCUUACAAAGUAUGUAAUGCCGUUACACGUACAAAAUGCCAUUUAAGUUCUUAUUGAUUUUACAAAUGGUUACAAAUGUUGAUCGUAUAGCCAUUGACUACAUUCCAUAAUAUUUUUGUUAAAAUGCUAAUACAUAUAUUUUUAUAGUUGUUCUUUUUAAAUAAGAAACAAUGUCCUGUGCGUACAAAUGAAUAAUUGUACAAUAUUGUACGAUAACGUAACUAUUACCUUAUAAAUGCUUUUAGUCUUGAAGACAAAUGUACUGUAACAUUGUUUGAUACAAUAUGAGAUUUAUAUUUUGUCUUACAUAGCCAAUAUACAAAUAUAUUUUGAAAUGGAAAAAAGAGUACAACUACUUAUAUUGAAUAUUUAAAAAAAUAUUAAGAAACGAGUUAUCACUAUUGGUGAAGUUAGAAUUUUAUUUGUAUCUUUGAAAUAAGCAAUUUAGAAGAGGGUUAAAUAUUUUGAGGAAUGACAAGUGAAAAUGACAAAUUUAUGACGUAUCAAGGAAAAUAGGCGAGCCUAGAAAAUAUUUUUACGCUUGACUAUAACUUAGAUCGUUUUACAUUUAUUUCCAUUUAUUUGACAUUUUCAUACACAUUGUAUUUUCAAUGUAGAUACAUGUGAUGUAUGUACUUUAAAACGUUAUUAUUUGUUGGAAAUAAAAUUGUGUUGAAUAAAAUAUAAA